Ilex paraguariensis (yerba mate) is the source of this 477-nucleotide messenger RNA. Lineage: Eukaryota; Viridiplantae; Streptophyta; Magnoliopsida; Aquifoliales; Aquifoliaceae. The record is from the annotation of a GenBank genome assembly.
AUGCAGAAUGUGAAUUCGAGUUCGGAAUCGACUGUUGGUAACAAUAAUUCAAUUUCAGAUUUUGAAGAGUCGGAGAUAAAGAAUUUUAGCGAUGGAUUUUCCGGCGAGAGUUCGAAGAUUGAGUCAGAAGCGUUGGCUUUGGAGGUUGAUGGAUUGGGGAGUAUUUGCUCUGAAGGUGAGAAGGAAGCGAAACCAGAGAGUUUGGUUGAGAAAGAUGACUCCAAGAGUAGGUUGCCGGUGGUAGUGUUUUUUAUGGGAUUGUUUGCGACGAUAAGGAAGGGAUUUGAGAAGGUUAUGCUGUCGGAUUGGUUUCAUUGGUGGCCGUUUUGGCGGCAAGAGAAGCGUUUGGAACGGUUGAUUGUGGAGGCUGAUGCCAAUCCCAAGGAUGCGGCCAAGCAGAGUGCUCUGUUGGCUGAGCUCAAUAAGCACAGGUUAGGCAAAUAUAUCUUUUUCUUCUUCGUUUUAGUGUUUUGCUAG